AUGGACACUGCUGGAAGCUAUGGUGUCACAAAUCCUGGUGGGGCAAAUAAAGGUCUUUUUGAAAGGGCUAAACGUAUAGCCACUUCGAAAGUAUUGCAUCUUCAAGGGCCAAUAUUUCACGAUAUGUUUUCCAUAUCACGCUAUAUGUUGAAUCAAGCGGAUGUCAAAUUAAAGUUCUACAGAACUUCUCCAGGGUUUUGUUUGAUUGGUGAUGAAGCAUCACCAGCCUUCAAAAUAGAGAUAGAGGACAUUUACAUUUUAGCCAAGAAAAUACGCGUGAAUCCUGCGGUCAUUUAUGGUCAUGCAGAAAUUCUAAAAACACAGAAUGCAAAAUACCCGUUCAACAGAGUAGAAUGUCGUACUCAAAGCAUACCUAGCGGAAGCUCUAGUUUCAACUAUGAGAACAUGUUCCCAGGUCAAAGACCUAAUAAGGUCGUUAUAGGCUUUGUGAAUUCAAAAGCUCUAUCUGGUGACUACAAGCAGAAUCCUUUUAACUUUCUAAACUGUAACAUUCGAAGCAUAUGUCUGUACUGUGAUGGUUUACCAGUUAAUGGAGCUCCUCUGAAACUUGACUUCAACUCAACCACUGGCGUGACGGAUGUGCGGGCCUAUGUAAACGCAUUUACAUCUAUGGGGGAAAUGAAGAGAGGAUGA
Mercenaria mercenaria is the source of this 654-nucleotide messenger RNA. RefSeq lists its product as uncharacterized. Bases 1 to 654 code for a protein of 217 amino acids. The record is from RefSeq and is a predicted model, not a curated record. NCBI's taxonomy places the organism in Eukaryota, Metazoa, Mollusca, Bivalvia, Venerida, Veneridae. The transcript has a single exon.